Cyclopterus lumpus (lumpfish) is the source of this 2927-nucleotide messenger RNA. It is a transcript of the gene lmcd1, whose product is annotated as LIM and cysteine-rich domains 1. Gene Ontology annotation, molecular function: zinc ion binding. Lineage: Eukaryota; Metazoa; Chordata; Actinopteri; Perciformes; Cyclopteridae. The transcript has 7 exons. Bases 332 to 1399 code for a protein of 355 amino acids. The record is from RefSeq and is a predicted model, not a curated record.
UUCUUCCAGAGCUUUCCUCCACAUCUCACAGGCCUCACCAGCAGAGGCUGUUGGUUUGAAAGCUGAUGCUAAUCACGCUAACGGCACCACGGCUCCAACGGGCCCAUAAAAGUAUUGCAGCCGAGUGCAUUUUGCCCCUUUUUUUUCUUUCUUUUCUUUUAUCCAUCUGAUAGUAAUUAUCCAUGUGGCGAAGAAUGCUCGUUGCCUUCGUGCCAAGAACAUAGUUGGCAGAACAAAGAGGAGAGAGAAAGAGGAAGCUUGUAGAUUGCGAGCUGAAGGUCCAGACUGAGGAGGCAUUCCUGUGAUUUAAUAUGACACGAUUACUGGAAAGAUGUCUGUGAAGCCGAGUGCAGGAGGUGCAGCGGCGUGUCACGUUUGUGGGGAGAGCUGCACUGGAUUCCAGCCGCAUUCCUGGAGGAAAGCCUGCGUCUCCUGCGGCUGCAGCGCGGUCGACCACGCGCCAGGAAGUGACGUGGAAGAGGACCAGCGAAUGGGACGCCUGCUCGCGGACUCGCCCUGCUCCCAUUUGACGGUGAAGGUCAAGGGGGGCGGCGGCCUCCGCGUGUACAAGAGGAACCGCAUGAUCGUGACCAAUCCGGUGGUGGCGCGCAAAGAGGCGACCUUCAACACCACGACGUACGACUGGGCGCCGGCCGGCCUCAACCAAACGCUGGCCAUGCAGUACAUGGAGCUCAUCCCACAGAGUCAACAUCCCGUCUUGGGGACAGAUGGAGCGUUGGAGCGACAGAGGCAGCUCUCCAGUCAGCUCCCGGCCUACGACCAGGACCCCAUGAAGUGUCAGAGCCUGGCCAGUGAGGAGGAGAUUUCCACCAUGCUGCUGUUUGUGAAGAGCUACAAACAGGAGGUGCUGGGAGUCGGGGAGGUGGCCUUGCCCGGUGAGGGCGGAGCUCUGAUGGAAGCAGCCAAUCAGAGGACAGCGAAGGACGCCAAGGACGGCAGCCACAGCGGCAGGAAGGAUGCCGCGGCGCACCAGGACCACGGCUCCUCCAACAGCGCCACAGCCUCUGCUACCGUCUCCACUAACGGAACCGAUGACCAGACAGGACACCGCUGCACCGGUUGCCGCGGUGAGGUCGCCAAGGAGAGUCCAGCCGUGUACGCUGAGCGUGCAGGUUACCAUGGCGCCCUCUGGCAUCCCACCUGCUUCGUGUGUUCAGAGUGCGGCCGGGGGUUGGCGGACCUGGUCUACUUCUGGUCCGGCCAGAAGCUGUUCUGUGGACGGCACUACUGUCAGACGGUCUGGCCGCGAUGCUCCGGCUGCGAUGAGUUGAUCUUCUGUCAGUCUUUCCACACGGCAAAAGAUGGACGCACGUGGCAUCGUCAUCACUACUGCUGCUGGAAGUGCGGGCAACACCUGGACACGCCCUGUCAGCACUGAGGCAGGUGGUCAGUCUGAAAAAAAAGUUUGAGCACGGCUGAAAAAUCUGAAUUUACAGGGAAAGGCAAAAAAAAAAAAAAAAAGAAAUCUGAUUUUGAGUGUAGUUGUUUUGCUUGUUUCAUAUAGAUCAAAUAAAAAAGUAGAGCUUUAAAUCUUUAAUUGUGUGUAUGCAGUGAUGGAGCUGAAGUACUCUGGUUCUCUCGGUCUCCGCCUUCAUCACCUCCUUUAUGCUUUUCCCUCCUGAAGACAUUAAAUAAAAAGAAGUAAUACAUAACUAAUACCAAACAAAAGGGGCUCAAAGUCUUUAAAUGUGAUGUUUAUUUGAGAUGUACUCAUUUAAAAUACUGUAUCCUUCAAGUCCAGUUGAUAUUUGGAUGUUUAUAACACUUAGCGGACGUUGAAGUAUUUAAAUACUUGUUGGCGUUUGAGGUACUUAAACGUCAAGUUGACAAAAAGGGUUUGAAGUACCACAACCAACAUCUGGUGGAUUUAUUAGCUCUUCCAUUGGACGAGCUGCUUUCAGAUACACACCGCAGCUCAAUGGACCGUUUAGGAAACAAAUGAGUAAAUUAAAAUAAUAUGAGAAAUAAAUGAAUAUAAAACAAAAAAAAGGUCCAGGCCGGUUUCAGCACUUUUUUUUGGGGAGGAUUUUAUUUCCCUUGUUGGCUCAGAAGUUGAGCUUGAAAGUACAUUUUCUUGGCUUUGGAAAGAGCAUUUUUUUGAGAAGACAGCCAGGACUCAGGGUCCACUCACACUCACAGGUUGGGCCAGUUGGAGGGAAUUUGGAGCUCUCUUCUUGCUUUUGAAAACAACACACACGAUUAGAAUUCACAGAACUUCACGACAGUAAAAAUAUUUGUACGAGAAAAGGUCAAGAAAACUGGAUUUUACCCUGAAAGGUCUCCUUCAUCCAGUCAUAGUAUAGAACAAGCACACUGCAAACAAGUUGCAACCGGUGCCUUUAAUGUGUGCCAGUGCAGUGAGAACAUUUAAACUUAUUUUCAAUAGAGAUCAACUUGUGUUUUGGGUUUUAUUUUGAAUAUGUGCAGAUUUGGGUUUCACUUCAAUUGUUUGAUUCAAACCUCGGAGAACUGGACAGGAAGUAGGUUGGAAAAGGCAUACAUCUGAUUCAUAAUAAUAAUACUCUUUAAACUAGAGUAGAUUUAGACCCUCUGUCUUUUAAUACCCAUCAAAGUCUUUAUACUUCCUGGUUCACAAAUACGUGGAUUACACCAUAAUUGAUUACUUGCAUUGUAUAAUAAUAAAAGUGCAUUACUUUUCAUAGGUAUAGCUUUACAAACAGUGUGUGAGAAGCAUUGUGACGUGCUUAGCACCAGAACUGUAAGCGAGGGGCUAACGGCUUAUAGCCGAGCUCCGUCAUUUAUGAAAUAGAUAUUUAUCUUUGUUUGGGUAAAAAAACUAAAAACUGAUCACUGAAUUCCACAGUGAAGAGUGAACCAUAGGAAAUCAGAUUAAACUGUUUUAAAUCAGAAGCGAUGGUGUUGACAUGUUUUCUGCUGACCGUGUU